AUGGCACCGGUGUAUCAAACGUUCGUUCAAUUUUUGAAAUUCAUACCUGAAUUCAAUAAUAUCAUUAUUGAUGAUAAAAUAAGGUUAUUGAGAAAUCAUUUUGGUGUUGUAACUAAUAUUAAUGAAUAUUUUAUGUUUUCUGUCAUACCACACAACCUUAUUAUGACGUUUACAAAUGUAUUUGGAACUGAUAUAACGAAUGGUAUUUUCAAACGAAAUAAACUUAUUGAUCAAUUUAUUUUUGAUCCUAUUCUAUUGAAACUUGUUCUGGUUAUUCUUGUAAUUUACAAUACGAAUAAUAGAAAUCUGCAUUAUAUAGAUAUGAAAGUACUUUACAGUGAUUCAUUAUCGAUAUAUGCUGCACAAAAUGUUUACUAUGUUGAACUGUUAUGGCGAUAG
Messenger RNA from Rotaria socialis, 399 nucleotides. The record is from the annotation of a GenBank genome assembly. Lineage: Eukaryota; Metazoa; Rotifera; Eurotatoria; Philodinida; Philodinidae.